Messenger RNA from Aplosporella prunicola CBS 121167, 764 nucleotides. RefSeq lists its product as uncharacterized. The record is from RefSeq and is a predicted model, not a curated record. The coding region runs from base 169 to 594 and encodes 141 amino acids. The transcript has a single exon. NCBI's taxonomy places the organism in Eukaryota, Fungi, Ascomycota, Dothideomycetes, Botryosphaeriales, Aplosporellaceae.
GGUGUAAUCUGGGGCCUGCAUUGGCAGCGCAUCAGGCGGGAGAACGGGGAAGCCUACCUGCAUUGCUGCUCGAGGAAUGCAGAUCCUCGUCGCAACGAGGGUUCCGCGACAGACUCACAGGCAGGCGCUUCUCAUCGAUCGGGGCAAGCGUGGUGGCAACAGCGUGUCAUGCCUCGUCCCGUCAAGAGAGGCCGGGUGGGAGGCAGUCGAGGGCUAGCUAUGGUGCGAGGGAUGGAGAGAGGUUCACGAGUUGUGCUGCUGCCCGCGAUCUCCUUGGGCUGCGGAAACGGGAAAUGGACGAGCUCAGACGCGGCGCAUAAACUCCACGACUGCGCUGGCCGGCCCGGCGCCAUGCUGGCCCUUAUUAUUGCGGCGGCGGCGCGCAGCCCCCGUUCACAAGGCCAACUGCACACAUGGCACCCUCAUGUCAGCCCGCCCGUCUUGGAUUGGGCCGCUCUCCCCGCAAACCCCUCGGCCCAGGGUUCCAUGGGCGUGGAGGCUGUCACUCUGAGUCGCGUCCAAACCUGCUGCUUGCAGAGAUCCUCCGCACUCUGCAUUAGGCGCCAUGCAUCCAGCCGCGCGCUCCGGAGCUGACCACCACGCGCCUGUGCUCUCAGGGGAUGGCUGUCUCACGUCCCACAAAUACGCCAGGCACCGCAAAAAGUAAUGCUACAUGUUCUUCAUGAUGGCUGCUCGUGUCAUGACCGCCACCCCACGAAAUCCCUCCACCGCUAGCCAAGCCAUUCCAUCUGUGGCGCCCCGCU